Molecule: messenger RNA, 1314 nt
Organism: Trifolium pratense (red clover)
Lineage: Eukaryota; Viridiplantae; Streptophyta; Magnoliopsida; Fabales; Fabaceae
Product: muscle M-line assembly protein unc-89-like
Exons: 1
Coding region: 1-1314 (437 amino acids)
Source: RefSeq, a predicted model, not a curated record
AUGCAUCUAAUCAACACCAAAGUGGUUCAACCUUCACAAGACUUUCAAGUUCGCACAGGUGAUCCAUUUUAUGUGGAUGGGUAUCCUAUAGUCUCUGAAUUGGACUGUGAAGAAGUAAUUCAGAACUGCUUGGAACGACUCAAAGGAGAAGGAUAUGUGGUCACUAGGGAAAUGGUGCCAAAGGAGCCAACUGUCAGUAUGUACAAUCCUAGGAAGAGGAAGUCCAAAAGAAAGGCUAAAGCUCAGGAAGAACAAGUUCAGCCAGAUCUUCUGACUCAGAAGAAGAUCAAAGUGGAACAAGCUGCUGCUGAACAGAGGACUAAACAGAAGCAUGAGGCUCCUACUAAGAAGGUUGCUGAAGAGUCUUCUAGAGCUCCUAAAAGGAAACUAAAGCUGGAUGAUGAUGAAGCUGACUCAGAAGAGACACACUCUGAUGAGGAAACUCUUGCUGAUAGGCUCCGGAAGAAACAAGUUCCUGUCUCUAAAGGUAAAACUCCUAAGAUCUCUUUCAAUGAAGCUGAAAUUGGAUUAGGUUUUACAAAACCCCUUAGAACCAUUCACCCUGACCCCAUUAAUAUUUCAUACUCAGAAGAACAAAGUUGUUCAACUGAUGAGCUGAUCAAAGAAGGUAAGAAAAGUCUUUCAAAACUUACCUCCUCUGAUAAGUCUCAGCAGAAUGACAAACAAGUUCUUUCUGAGGAUCCUAUAACUGAACUAGAAAAACAUCUGAGCCCAGAUACUCUGAACAAUCAUCCAUUCUCUCACGAAACUACCAAACCCAAAUCACCUACCAAAUCCAAAUCACCACAAAAUCAACCACAACAAGAAACAUCUGCCAAACAAACAUCUGAUCCACAACAAGAUAAAACACUUGAACCCAUACACUCUCCCACCAAACAACCUAAACAAACCUCUCCUACCAAAUCUCAUGAACCAACUUCUGAACCCGUAAACUCUGAACUAAUUUCUGAACCUAACCCAACCCCAAGUGCUGAACAUAUAUCUCCUGAAUGUGUUCACACCUGUGCUCCUUGUCCCUCAGAAGUAGAUGUUGUUGAUAAUACCAACUCUGCUCCUGAAUCAUCCAAGCCUUACACAAUUCCUUAUACCUACCCCACAUCAUCUGACCCUUUUGGAAGCCUAUCCAAUCAGUUUUAUGAUGAUCUUUUGAGUUUGUCUAAGCUUAGGAACAAGUUUUUGGUCUGUCCUACUGACGUGGAUAUUGAGGUCUCUGCUCUCAAGGCCAAGAUGUGUGACAUGCUGGAUGUGAUUGGUGAAGAAAUCAAGGAUGAGAUUGGUAAACGGGACAUGUAG